UUAGGGAAACAGAACAUCUCACUUCACGAUAGUGUGCCUCAACAGACGAAAACUAUUAUUAAAUCAUUAUUGGUAAAGGAAAAACUCAAAUUAAUUAUCUCGUACCAAACAGAAAAUCGACACAAUACAGUAUUUUAUAAUCAUUAAUUUUAUUAAUGGUUAUAAAUAAUUUUAUAAUCAUUAAUACCGCAAUUUUUAUAAUAUUUGCCUACCGGCUUCCAGCCUCUUCUAACACGUGAACACAUGUUACACUUGCCCAGCACUUGCCACCCAGACAGNGCGUGAAAGUCACGUGUUCAGGACAUUGCACUUCGGUACUUUUCUCAUUGCGUGCACCGUGCAACAAGCUACCACUGACAAAAAGUAUUCGCAUGCCCAGUCCCCCAGGAGAAAGGAGAAUUUGUUCGACGGUUGGACGGACCUGGCACUGUUCUGGAUGAUUGUGGACAACAUAGUAUAUUAUUCAGUGCCUGUUAUACUCUUUGAUUCAGUGGAAGGCCGUUAUAAUUGGUUUUUAUUGGCGGCUUUUAUAAAUGCAAGUUGAAAGGCUAGCUAUCACUUGUAGAUUUAAUUUAUAGCGAAUCCCCAGAGGACUCCAGUUAGGAAUAUAAAGUGGCACUUGUAGAAAAAGUGAAAUCUGUUGAUAACGUCGUUCAGCACUAGUCAAGAAUGGCGUAUUUACCUUCACGCAUGUUUUCACACUUGAAAUACACACAGUAUGUAAAACUAUUUGGAAAUUAUAGGAGCAUCCAUUCAAAGAACGGUUUGGUACUUGGGGUCUAUUCUGAAGGAGGUGGGAAAGUAGCUUUUACAAAAGCGGCCGAACGUUUUAAUGAAGAAACUAAAGGAAAAUUACAAGAAGACCUUUCAGUUGCUGGUCCUACCCUUGGAAAAGGCAAGUCUCGUAUUUUCUAUAAUUUAACUUCCGAGUUCCCUGUGGUAUCUGUUGUGGGUUUGGGGAAUGAAAAUGCAUGUUAUAAUGAAGAAGAGCAACUACAUGAAGACAAGGAAGCUGUCAGAGUUGCUGCCGGAGUGGGAGCACAGCAACUACUGACUAUUGGUGUAACAGAUAUUUUUGUAGAAGACUUGGGAGAUCCACAGGCUGCUGCUGAAGGAGCAGGUCUUGGUGUCUGGAAAUAUCAAGGGUUCAGAAAUAAAGCGAAACAAAAGCCUCUACCUAAACUGGAAUUGUAUUGUGGGGACAAAGAAAAGUGGAGCAAAGGUUUAAAGGUUGCAGAAGCACAAAAUCUGGCUCGACAGCUCAUGGACACCCCUGCGAAUCAUAUGACACCUACACUGUUUGCGAAGAAUGCUGUUGAUGUUUUAACUCCUCUGGGUGUUGAUGUAUGUGUUCAUGAUAAAGCAUGGGCCGAAGAAUUAAAAAUGGGCUCAUUCCUAUCAGUUGCUAAAGGUUCAAACGAACCCCCAGUGUUUCUUGAAAUAUCUUAUUCUGGCGGAGAUAGAGAAGAAAAGCCGACUGUUCUUAUUGGCAAGGGAGUGACAUUUGAUAGUGGAGGUAUCUCUAUCAAAUCGGCUUCUGCCAUGGACGAAAUGCGAGCUGACAUGGGAGGCGCAGCUUGUGUUGUGGGAGCUAUAUAUGGCGCAGCAAGUUUGAAGAUGCCACUUAACGUUGUUGGGCUUAUUCCUCUGUGUGAAAACAUGCCAAGUGGUGGUGCUAAUAAACCUGGCGAUGUGGUUACUGCAAUGAAUGGUAAAACCAUCCAGAUUGAUAACACUGAUGCUGAAGGACGACUUAUUCUUGCUGAUGCUCUGUGUUAUUCUGAAAAAUUUCAAGGACAAUUUAUUAUUGAUAUUGCUACUUUGACUGGUGCCAUACGAAUUGCUUUGGGAAAUGCUUGUACAGGAGCUUACACAACCUCAACAGCUCGUUGGAAGCAACUAGAAGAAGCUGGUUCUGUUACUGGUGACCGUUUUUGGAGGAUGCCUUUAUGGAAAUAUUUUAGUUCACAAGUUACAGAUGUUCCUGCUGCAGAUGUGAACAAUGUGAGCAAACUUAAAAUGGCGGGGUCAUGCACAGCGGCAGCAUUUCUCAAGGAAUUUGCUCCCAAAGUAGACUGGAUGCAUUUGGACAUCGCUGGGGUUAUGGGUCCAGCACCUUGCGAUGGUGUCCCGUACCUAGUUAAAGGAAUGACUGGAAGACCCACUCGUGCCUUAAUACAUUUAUUGGCCCUGCAAUGUUGAGUAUGGAUUCUACUUUAUAUUACAUUGCAAAUGAUGUUGAGAAUUUUCAACAUCUCAAAACAUGGUUGCCAGGAAUCUUACCAAGGAAGAAUUCAAGAUAAAACAAGGAGAAAGCUUUCCUUUUUAUUUACAAGAUCUACAGUUACACAGCUUAUAAAAUUCCAGAGAAAAUUAGGCAUUUUGUACAAAGGUAAAAGAAAUAUAUAUGUACAUAACUACUACCAAAGCCCUGAACAGUAUAUACUGUAUAUGAAUAAAAUUGUAUAAAAUGAAGAUAAGUUACAGGUGUAUAGUUGCCUGUUGAGAUGAAGAGAUCCUAUAAAGGAUGGUAGUAGCCAGAAAUAGGAACACAAUUAUAUUUUACUUUUGUACUGUCAUUCAAUAUGUGUAUCAACAUUAAGUUCAUAUUUUCACACAACAAUUUGACCACAGUACUUUUACACUCACAAGACCAUUCCAUUAAAUUACAUUUCAUUACACGUUAAUAAAAUUUUAAUGUGAAAUAUCAACAUUUUAGUGGUUAAAGCUUACAUAUUAAGUCAACAAAAUGUACAGCUUAAAAAUUAACAAAACUUUUUACAAAUUGUUAUCGAAAACAUGUGAUUUACUUUUUUCAACAGCGAAAAUUCUAUUUUCUUGGUAAUUAUUUUCUAGCAUACAAAAAUAUACAAGCAAACCAUUUAACUUUUGGUUUCGUAUUUUACAGCAAUUGAUAAAGUUUCCUUAAUCUCACUGACGUUCCUUUCCAUUCUUUCCCAUCUUUCAUCACUGAAAACGUCUAAUGUAAACCAAUACUUGCAUAUUUGGUAUUGAAGACUGGAGAUCGUAUACUUCUUUUCACUGCAUGGCAGAAUGUUUAUUGAACUUUUGAACUGAUUGAAAAAAGAAGAGAUUCGCAAAAUCUCAGAAUUGCACACUUAAUACCUUCUUAUUCAGAGUUAUUUCCCAGAAUGCAAAAAAUAAGUGGAACACAUCUCCGGGAAUCUAAAACGCUUCAAUAAAAUUAACAGUAAUCACUCCAGAAAGAGGAAUUGUUUGUCCAGUGUUGCAGGAAUGAAUGUGGUAUUUUUCACUUAAACGUAUACAGUACAUACUACUUCAGUAGAAGUCCCAAUUCACCAUCUACAUGGCACAAUAAUGUCCUAUCUAAAUUUUUCCCAAAAACGUAAUGACCACGCAUGGUCCCAACGUGGGAGGGUUUAGGGGGCAGUUCCAUAGUCCACAGCGCCGCGUCCUCUGCCACGACCUCGACCCCUGCCUCUGCCCCGGCCCCUCCCCCGCCCCCGUCACCUUCGCCCCUCCGGCAGACCUAUGUUGCUGGUGGUCUUCUCUAGGUAUGCCAAAGGGCCCUGAAGCACACCUCCGCCAGGGCCUUGCCCUGGGAAGCCAGGGGGGCCCCGAGGGCCGCCAGCUGCUGCCUGUUGCUGUAGAAACAUGGCCUGCUGGGCUGCCACCAGCCCUCCGGGUCCCCCGCUGCCAGACGCUACUGGCAUGCCAGUGGGGCCCUGAAAACAGACGCGUGCCGUUUCAGUGAGGAACCCACAAGGGGCUCACUGAAACACCCAGGAAACAAAUAAAAAUUCAAAAUAAAGAAAUAAUAAAAAUAACUUCAAAUAAAAAUAGAAAGGUUUAUUUUGUAGACGUAGCAACAAACAAAAACAAAACAAAACAAAAACACUAAGAGACCCAAAAGAAAUGAAUUUUACAUCCAAACCCAUUUCAAAAUCAAAUUUUAAGACUACACUUUUAAAUAAAACAUAAAAAUAAUAUGCAUUCAGAAGAUUCCAAGAAUGUUCCAGCAUGCAAAUAAUGUAUAAGAUUUGAUGUGGUCAGAAAUUGGAAACCAUGCAGACCUAUUGCUCCUGAACCACAACCACCACCAUUGUCUAGGAUGUUGCAGCUAGAACAAACAUCAUGCUCGCUAACUGACUUUGCAUUCCGCACCCAAUUUAUCACAAUGAUUCUGAUGAACUGAAGUUUUUGUGAAAAAACUUUAUUCUGUAACAAAUUUGGGACCAGCGUGGUAACAAAACAGUUCCUUAUUUCACACCAAUUUUUCAAAGUAAUUAGCAUUUAUUACCACAUCCAUUUCAGCAGAAUUGGAAUGACAAAUAUCUUCUGUAAUGCUAACAAUUCAAUACAUAUUAAACAUGAAUAUACUGUAUAAAUAUUUUUUCUGAUACUAACUUUUGUAUCAUUGCUUCUAUACUAACAGAGCAAAGGCACUGAUAUUCACUCUUUGGUUGCACUAGACUAUAAAAAUACAAUAUAGGACACUAUAAAUUAUGAAUUACAUUGAAUAAUUGUGAGCUAUUCUGACAUGACUGAACUCCAAGUAAGAAAGGUUGACAGACACAGAAGUCAUUCUAUCCACCACCACUACCCAACAUUAAUUGAAGGGAAAGUGGUAUCCUAUUGAAUUAACGCUGAUUUUUGCUCCUAUCCAUAUGCUACCUGUUGUUGCAUUUGUUGUUGCUGCUGCAUCUGUUGUUGCAUUUGCUGCUGUUGUAUCUGCUGCAAUUGUUGUUGCUGCAACUGCUGCUGUUGUAAUUGCUGUUGCUGUAUUUGUUGUUGCAUAUUAGCAGGCAUAGCAUUGCCUUGUGGUGGUGCUCCAGGUGGAGGAGCAGGAGGCUGUGGUCCUCCAGCAUUGCCAUUAGGCAAUCCGGAUGGUGCAGAACCUUGUGCAGGUGAUUUAGCCCAUCCUUGGAGGUCGGCAAGCAAGUUUUGCCACACAGUUAUUUUGUCAUAAUGACGUUUAAUGAGUUCUUCUUUUCUUAGAAGCUCCAAUCGUAGUUCACUUAUAUCCUCUUUAACAACUAAUUCUGGUUUCAGAGCUGAAAGAAGAAAGCGCUUUUGCAAAAAGAAUGCUUCCAUUUGUCGGGCCAGGUCAAUAAACCGAAGAAUUGUAUGGUCGACUUCAACACGAAUUUCAUCCUUUUCCAUAGUAGGCACGGCUUCAUCCUUCGUCAAAACAUUCAGACAUGACUGAAAUGCUUCUUCAAACUCAUCCACCAAAUUUCCAUUCCCAUUUGUUGUCGUAGCCAUUGUGUUUUCCUCCUAAUAAUACCAAUUUGCCCACUUCACUUCACCCUAUUGCGUAUCAUGGCUGGCUUUCAGGCCUUCUUUAAGCUGAAAUUCCAAGCCAUGCAAGUAGCAAUCUCGUAAAUGUUACUGCAAUUUGCUAUCCCAUUGAAACUCCAUGGCUCCCGCAAUCCAAUCACCGGUUUCAACGUUCAGCAUAUUGCAAUUCGGAGAAAUAAAGCGACACUAGCGCACUCUGUGAGACAUUUUCAGUUAUAAUGCGAUUUUUAUAACUGCGCCUCAAGGCCUGUUUUCACGGUGGCAUUAUGUCACUUCAUUUCGCGUCUUUCUCUCUGACGUUCCGCUAGAUGUCGCAUGAUC
Gryllus bimaculatus (two-spotted cricket) is the source of this 5604-nucleotide messenger RNA. NCBI's taxonomy places the organism in Eukaryota, Metazoa, Arthropoda, Insecta, Orthoptera, Gryllidae. The record is from the annotation of a GenBank genome assembly.